Messenger RNA from Vitrella brassicaformis, 646 nucleotides. Lineage: Eukaryota; Vitrellaceae. The record is from the annotation of a GenBank genome assembly.
UUAAGGUGCACAGCUAGCGGGCAAUGUAUAAAAGCCACUUUCCGACUGGUCGGCACACUCCUCCUUUGGAUGGAUCCGGCACGUGGGCUUAUCGUCUGACGAGCGCUUCCGGCACUGGUCGAUGCAGCGGCACCCACCGUUGGUGAAGACCUGCUCGUUGCAUCCUUCGACGCAAGCGUCGUAGUACUGACCGAGGGUGGGCCCCAGGCACUUGCAUGGGCCCUUGUCGCAGUCCUCCUGCCGCACUGUGCAGUAGCGCUCCAGGCCGGGGAUGUUGAGGUUGAGGAUCUUCUGGCAGCUGUGCUCGACGCAUGGACAGCCGGUAAGCGAGAACAGCACGCUCUGCGCGGCGCACUCAUCACCCUCGCACACUGUCCUUUGUAGUGCUCUCCUGAAAGAGGAAGAUAGCAGAGCAUCUUAGUCACACACAACACAGACAGAAAAGCAAGCACUGAGGUUGGUGUUACUCCAUUGACCCUGUGUGAUGUACCGAUACCGUUGGAUCUCAAGCACAAGGCUGCAUAGAGGCCACUGGCGGCAAGGAGUGAGACUGACACCAGAAGACAGAAGGCGAACGAUGAAUUAUGCUUUUGGCCGCUCUCUCUGCUGCCGCUCAUCGUCCCGGAGGUCGGCGUGGGCUUUCACG